AUGAGUGAUGGCUUGCUGCGAGUAUUUUGGCCAUAUGAUCUCCCGCGAUCUUCAUCGACGGGAGUGAUAGUCGGAUGGCGCAACUCGGAGCUGGAUUUAUUCGUGCUCACGGUUUUGGAAGAUGUUGAGCCACGGAAUGUGGACAAUGCACUUCGGGCUGGUAUUCUUUUCAGGAACAGCCCUCAUCCCAUCGUUCGCAUCUUCAGUCUCUGUGGUCGAUCUCAGAUGCAUGUUCUCGGUUCGACAAAUCCAGGUACACCACCCACUUCGUUCAAUCCCGCCCAUCUUCAUGUGACGACACAUCCACCUUCGAAGAAUCAGAUUCCGCGCAUCUACUGCCCGCCGGAGGCGAACUUGUCGGUCCAGGUUAUCAUGUUUCAUCGUCCGCAUCCAACACGCAUGGAGUACAUGUCUUUAGACCCGAUCGCCCUUGCUUUGGGUGAUAAGGUGAAAAUGGUGGAAAACGGUGGACCGUUAUCGGGCAAAGUUGAUUCAGAAGAAGAGAAGGAGAAAGCACGGUAUCGUGUGCUUGUCGACAAGCUGAAAUAUCAUACUGUGGUGAAGCAUGUGCCAUCGCAAAAGGAGCAAGCACUUCCGCUGAUAAUCAGCCAAGUGAACUGUGCCUACGAAAUGAGCCAACUGAUGCACAAAAAUUGUCAUCUCAUCGGAGUGCGUGCAAAGCGUAGCAUGAGUGUUGGUGAACGUGUGGUGGAAUCAGCAACAACCCUUUGGGGGCUAUUCGUCCUUUUUAUCGCACAUAUAUUCUGGCAAUGGAUCUGGCCCGUUGUUACUCGAGUCUUUGUCAUCGGUCUCGUGGGACAUCGGUCAGUUGCAGAGGUUGUAUUGCAGGUUCUUGAGUGGCGAGCCCGGCCCGAUGCUGCUGCAAUUAAAGACAUCUCGGCAACAGCUCAGCAGGUUGAUAUACGGCUACAGCAAUUUUGCUACUGGCCCAUACAAUAUGUCAAGCUACGUCAAAGAAAAGACAACUGGGAGAGUGUGACUACCAGCCAUCCAGAUUAUAUUCGGUUUUAUAAUAGUCUGUGGCUUGUGGCAAACGAUGUGAUCAUUGGAAUCGCUCUCGGCUCAUACAUCAUUGAUAACGCCAACUGGGUGGCCUCACAAAUCAACACCGUUCUCACUGGAUGGACCGUGGUAGGAUUGCAACGCACCAUUUCAUGGCUGAUGGAUUGGCCCGCUGGUUUGAAACUCAACAACGAACUGGCCGCUUUCCUGGGUGACUUGUUUCUCUGGGUCAUUGAGAACUGGGCCGCGUGCAUCGCCAACCUUCAACCCUACCUUCCUCAUGUCAUCUACAUCAUUGGCUGUUCCAGUUUUGCCGGGGCCAGCAUGCCGAUCGCGCUUUUCUCUGACCUUCUCUCCAUUCUGACCGUCCACAUCUACUCCUUUUACAUCGCUUCUGCCCGGAUUUUCAACUGGCAGCUUACCAUAAUCAUCUCGCUCUUCCACCUCUUCCGUGGCAAAAAGCGAAACGUCUUGCGCAACCGAAUCGAUUCAUGUGAUUACGACCUCGAUCAAUUACUUCUUGGCACAAUUCUCUUUACAGUGCUCUUCUUCCUCCUUCCUACCGUGAUCGUCUUCUACCUGACCUUUGCAUCCGCCCGCAUGUUGAUCAUUUCUAUGAAAGCCGGCUUCGAUACCUGUCUGGCAUUCCUUAAUCAUUUCCCACUCUUCGCAUUGAUGUUGCGAGUGAAAGACUCGAUGCGACUUCCUGGUGGUAUUCGGUUCGAGCUCCGAGAGGAAGUGGAUAAACGUUCUACGGAUGAAGAGUCCUCCACUAUCUCCUACAUUCACAUAGAAUCCAUUCCACUACCUCUCCGUGCCAUGUUUGAUCAAUACUUCCAACUUGGCCACCGACUCCGCAAACAUUACCUAGCACCUAGUGUCAUCUUCUGCCUCGUCACUGGCCGUUUUGUGCCACCUAUUCACCGCCGUAACCUGUACAGCAUGCAAUAUAGCAUGUUACCUGCGCGUCGCGCGGGCAUGGCCGAAGUCUGGGCACUGCUUACGCAGACCAAGAAAAGCGGGGGUGGCAGUGGCGGUUCUGGGUCAAUGGCAGGUAGCAUGGGUACUAUGGGCCAUCCAGUACCUAAAGUACCUCCGAACUUUGGCCAGAGUGAUGUCCGGAGACGGGGUCAUCGGUGA
Molecule: messenger RNA, 2163 nt
Organism: Penicillium pulvis
Lineage: Eukaryota; Fungi; Ascomycota; Eurotiomycetes; Eurotiales; Aspergillaceae
Product: phosphatidylinositol N-acetylglucosaminyltransferase subunit Q/GPI1
Exons: 3
Coding region: 1-2163 (720 amino acids)
Biological process (GO): GPI anchor biosynthetic process
Cellular component (GO): endoplasmic reticulum; membrane
Source: RefSeq, a predicted model, not a curated record